Molecule: messenger RNA, 858 nt
Organism: Phytophthora sojae
Lineage: Eukaryota; Oomycota; Peronosporomycetes; Peronosporales; Peronosporaceae
Exons: 3
Cellular component (GO): nucleus
Molecular function (GO): DNA binding
Source: RefSeq, a predicted model, not a curated record
UGGAUAAAUUUACUGCGUAAAGAUGGCGUUCCUGUCAGUGCCACGAUGCUGCGUCUGAAAGGGGCUGAGCUGGCGGAGCGCUUAGGCAUCGAUGCCACGCAACUCCGGCUAAGCAACGGCUGGCUUCAAAGCUUUAAGAAGCGCAAUGGGAUCCGCUCCCAUACGCUACACGGCGAAGGUGGCGCUGUAGAAGCUGAUGAAGUGCGAGAUGCGAGGCUAGAACUACAAGAGUUGGUGGCGCAGUUUACACCCGAGAAUGUGUUCAACUUCGACGAAACGGCGCUUUUCUAUCGCUUAGCGCCUAAUCGAACGCUAGCUACGACUAUUCGCAAGGGCAAGAAAAAGGAGAAGCAACGUUUGACUUUAGCCUUCUGCUGCAACGCGACUGGCUCCGACAAGCUCGACCCAAUAGUCAUCGGUACGGCCAAGAACCCGAGGUGCUUUAAAAAGGGAGCGGCGAUUAAAGGUAAACCUAUAUUGUACAAGUCCUCCAAGAACGCCUGGAUGACAUCCGUCAUUUUUGACGAAUGGCUGCACCUCUUCAACAUGAGAAUGGCGGCCGCCAAUCGCAAGGUCCUACUUCUAGUCGACAAUGCUUCAUGCCACAAGAUUCUACGAAACCUGACUCAUGUGACUGUUCACUUCCUCCCUCCUAACAUGACAUCCGCCGUACAGCCGCUGGAUGCAGGUAUUAUCCGGUCGUUCAAGGCUCGGUACCGAAAGUAUUUUGUGCGGUGGUGUUUGGAUGCACUUGAAGCUAAAAUUACACGCAAGAUCAACGUACUGGAAGCUGUUCAAUUCUCCAUUGAUGCUUGGGCGGGUGUGACGCCAACGACAAUUACAAAUUGCUGGGUCAAG